GGCCGUAAACUUUACGCUGGCUCACCUCACUCGAAUAUAAAAACCGUGAAACCCUCAUACCCUGCUUCACAUUUUCCCUUCUAAUUCUCUCUGUCGCACACCCUUCUCUUCGCUUCUACUACUCUCCUCACUACUCUCUCUACUCCUACCAUGUCUUCCGCCGACGCCGAGCACCGAGAAGAAGAGGAGCCCCUCGCCGGAGAUGACGAGGACACCGGGGCCCAGGUCGCUCCGAUCGUCAGGCUCGAGGAGGUCGCCGUCUCCACCGGCGAAGAGAACGAAGAUGCUAUCCUCGAUCUGAAAGCUAAGCUGUACCGAUUCGAUAAGGAUGGGAAUCAGUGGAAGGAGCGAGGCGCCGGGACUGUGAAGCUUCUGAAGCACAAGGAGUCCAGCAAGGUUCGCCUUGUUAUGCGACAGUCUAAAACCCUAAAGAUCUGCGCUAAUCAUCUCGUGCUGCCUAAGAUGACAGUCCAGGAGCACGCCGGGAAUGAGAAGUCGUGUGUGUGGCAUGCCACUGACUUUGCUGAUGGUGAAUUGAAGGAAGAGCUUUUCUGCAUUAGAUUCGCUUCCAUUGAGAAUUUUUCAGAAUGCAGAUCCUGCUAUAAGCCUCUCUCCUACGCUAAUGUUAUAGAUAACAGGUUGUUCAUGGAAAAGUUCCAGGAAGUGGCUGAGUCCCAAGAGCCUGAAGGAGAAAGUGAAGAUGCUAAUGCAGCUGCUGGGCUUCUCGAGACUUUGAAAGUUGAGGAGAAAGAAACCACGGCCGAAAAGAAAGAUGAGGAAGCCGCUCCUGCUGCAGUCAAGGAGGAGGAGAAGGACAUUAAGAGUGAUAAGGCUGCUGAAGAAUCUUUGUCCUCAACUUGAAUAUAGGUGUUUUGUGAUAUCCAUAUAUAUACUUGAGAUCCUGAUGAGGUUAGUUUGGCUGGCUCUUGUUUCGCGUCAAGUCUUGGGAUAAUUCAAGGUGGUGGUGAAGUUGUUGGGUCAUUGUUUAUGGGCUCAACAAUGUGUGUCUUUUCAGAGUCUGGUUUGUUGUCAAGAGUCUCUCCCUAGAGUUUUCCCAUAUUGGGAGUAAGUUGCAGGACAGCAAAAAUUACUUGUUAUUUAUAAACAGAGGUGCUUUUGUUUGGAUAUAAAUUUCUUGAUUUGUUCAUGGUCUUCGGUUAGUUUUAUUGCAAUGAAUCACAUGUUGCAUCUGCCAGAACAAAGUUGUUUUUUCUGGCAGAAGCACUUAAGUUAUAUUUUGUGUUGAACCUCAGGGUGGUGAUGAAGGUCCUGGUUUUCUUGAUAUCCUAAUGUGCUUUUUAUCCCUUGAUAGUUGCCUCAUGUAGGCCUUAGGUGGUUCUUUUAGUUAUGAUGUAGCCUCAAAUUGAGAAAAUGUGGUUCCUGUGGUGGUUGUUUUAGUUAAAACAUUAUACAGCAUGGUUUUUAGAG
Messenger RNA from Fragaria vesca subsp. vesca, 1428 nucleotides. RefSeq names its product ran-binding protein 1 homolog c-like. Gene Ontology annotation, biological process: nucleocytoplasmic transport. Bases 151 to 861 code for a protein of 236 amino acids. Gene Ontology annotation, cellular component: nuclear pore; cytoplasm. The record is from RefSeq and is a predicted model, not a curated record. Gene Ontology annotation, molecular function: GTPase activator activity. NCBI's taxonomy places the organism in Eukaryota, Viridiplantae, Streptophyta, Magnoliopsida, Rosales, Rosaceae. The transcript is spliced from 5 exons.